Phacochoerus africanus (Common warthog) is the source of this 951-nucleotide messenger RNA. RefSeq names its product olfactory receptor 12-like. Gene Ontology annotation, cellular component: membrane. Gene Ontology annotation, molecular function: G protein-coupled receptor activity; odorant binding; olfactory receptor activity. Gene Ontology annotation, biological process: G protein-coupled receptor signaling pathway; sensory perception of smell. The transcript has a single exon. The record is from RefSeq and is a predicted model, not a curated record. The coding region runs from base 1 to 951 and encodes 316 amino acids. NCBI's taxonomy places the organism in Eukaryota, Metazoa, Chordata, Mammalia, Artiodactyla, Suidae.
AUGACACCCCAUGGAAAUUGGAAUUUGUCAGUGGUGCCUCUGCAGGAGUUUGUGCUGGAGGGGUUUCAGGGUGGGCGGCAGACCCAGGCCCUGCUCUGUGCCCUCUUCCUGGCCCUGUACUUGGCGGCCGUCCUGGGGAACCUCACCAUGAUCGUGGUCAUCACCCUGGAUGCCCGUCUGCACUCCCCAAUGUACUUCUUCCUCAAGAACCUCUCCUUCCUGGACCUGUGCUACUCAACUGUCAUCUACCCCAAGGCCCUGGCCAACUUCCUGUCCUCGUCCAAGGUCAUCUCCUUUGGGGGCUGUGCCACCCAGCUGUUCUUCUUCUCCCUGCUGGCUACUACUGAGGCUUUCCUCUUGGCUGUGAUGGCCUAUGACCGCUUCCUGGCCAUCUGCACCCCCCUACACUAUCCCAUCACCAUGUGCCCCACGGCCUGUGCCCGCCUGGUGCUGGGCUGCUAUGGUGGAGGCUGCCUCAAUGCCAUCCUGCAGACCAGCUUCACAUUCAGCCUCCCCUUCUGCAGCUCCAGCCACAUCGACCACUUCUUCUGCGAUGUGCCCCCGCUGCUCCUGCUCGCCUGUGCUGACACAGCCAUCAACAAGCUGGUCAUGUUUGGCAUCUGCGGGCUCAUCAUCGUGGGCACCACACUUGGGGUCCUCAUCUCCUAUGCCUACAUCACCGUGACCAUCCUGAGGAUGCGCUCAGGCGCAGGCAGACACAAGCUCUUCUCCACCUGUGGCUCCCACAUGACGGCCGUGUCCCUCUUUUAUGGGACCGUCUUUGUCAUGUAUGCCCAGCCGGGCGCGGUGGAGUCCAUGGAGCAGGGCAAGGUGGUCUCUGUCUUCUACACCCUGGUCAUCCCCGUGCUCAACCCCCUCAUCUACAGCCUGCAGAACAAGGAGGUGAAGGAGGCCCUGCGGAGACUGGGCCACAAGCUCACAGCCCCCUGA